Hemicordylus capensis (graceful crag lizard) is the source of this 9593-nucleotide messenger RNA. It is a transcript of the gene SCN4A, whose product is annotated as sodium voltage-gated channel alpha subunit 4. Gene Ontology annotation, molecular function: protein binding; voltage-gated sodium channel activity. The transcript is spliced from 27 exons. NCBI's taxonomy places the organism in Eukaryota, Metazoa, Chordata, Lepidosauria, Squamata, Cordylidae. The record is from RefSeq and is a predicted model, not a curated record. The coding region runs from base 326 to 5944 and encodes 1872 amino acids. Gene Ontology annotation, cellular component: plasma membrane; voltage-gated sodium channel complex; axon. Gene Ontology annotation, biological process: sodium ion transmembrane transport; membrane depolarization during action potential; neuronal action potential.
CAGCUUGAUCUACAAAAAACAGCAGCUGAAGCUUUUUGUGACGUAUCGUAGGCAUUUAUCACUUGCUGCAGAUCAAGCUGCAGUGAAAAGGCACAGGAGCAGGGAUAUAAAAAGUUGAAGCUCUAACAGUGUCAUACGACUUUCAGACCAUUAUCUGGGUUCAACUUGCAGGGCGGAGCUACCGGAUAAAAUUCUCAGCAGCUAAGCAGCAAAGCCGGCUUCCUUCGUGGCGUCACUUAAUCCCAGAAAGCGGAGGGAAGUUCUCUGUGCAGCCUUUUCAUCAAAGUAAGGCGAGGCAGAAGUGGUCCAGGAGCAGAAUGCAAAGAUGGCAGCCCCGCCAUACAUACCUGGUCCAGACUGCCUGCGCCAAUUCACCCGUGAGUCUCUGGCAGAGAUAGAGAAACGGAUUGCAGAGAAGGAGGCUGAGAAGGAGGCCAGGAAGUUGAAGCACGAACAUGAGGAAGUUGUUGAUGAAGAACAUGCGCCCAAGCCCCGCAGUGACCUGGAACAAGGGAAAGGCCUCCCCCUUAUCUAUGGGGACCCUCUUCCAGAACACAUCGGGGUGCCACUGGAAGACUUGGACCCCUUCUACCGUGAUCAGAAAACUUACAUCAUCCUCAACAAAGGAAAGACCAUUUUCCGGUUCAGUGCCACUCCUGCACUCUAUAUGUUGGGACCUUUCCAUCCUCUCCGGAAUUGCGCCAUUAAAGUGCUUAUACAUUCAUUAUUCAGCAUGUUCAUCAUGAUAACAAUCUUAGCCAACUGUUUCUUCAUGACCAUGAGUGACCCUCCAGUGUGGGCCAAGGAUGUAGAAUACACCUUUACUGGCAUAUAUACCUUUGAGUCUUUGAUCAAAAUAUUCUCUCGAGGAUUCUGCAUCGAUAGCUUUACAUUCCUGCGAGAUCCAUGGAAUUGGCUGGAUUUCAGUGUCAUCGUCAUGGCUUAUGUCACAGAGUUUGUUGACUUGGGUAAUGUAUCUGCUCUACGGACGUUCCGUGUUCUUCGAGCGCUUAAAACCAUCACGGUCAUUCCAGGACUGAAAACAAUUGUGGGUGCAUUGAUCCAGUCAGUGAAGAAGCUCUCUGAUGUCAUGAUUCUCACAGUCUUCUGUUUGGCUGUCUUUGCCCUCAUUGGUCUGCAACUCUUCAUGGGUAACCUGCGGCAAAAGUGCGUUCGGUGGCCGAUUGCCAAUGAAACACUGCAAGGAGCUGCCUUUGGGCUGGAUAGUGAUCUCUUUGACAAUGUCACGCUGUAUGGCAAUGAGACUAUCCCCUUUGGGAACACCACUCUGCAUAGCAAUGGAACCUUUGACUAUGAGCAGUACAUAAAUGAUGAAGCCAAUUUUUAUUUCCUGGAUGGCGCCCUUGAUGCUUUGCUCUGUGGAAACAGUUCUGAUGCUGGGCAGUGCCCAGAAGGGUUCACCUGCAUGAAAGCUGGCCGCAACCCAAACUAUGGCUAUACAAACUAUGACACCUUCAGCUGGGCCUUCCUCGCACUCUUCCGCCUUAUGACUCAGGACUACUGGGAAAACCUCUUCCAACUGACCCUGCGAGCCGCUGGGAAAACAUACAUGAUUUUUUUCAUUUUGAUCAUAUUCUUGGGCUCUUUCUACCUCAUCAACUUGAUCCUGGCUGUCGUAGCGAUGGCCUAUGCGGAGCAGAAUGAUGCAACCAUGUUGGAGGAGCAGGAGAAGGAAGCGGAAUUCCAACAGAUGAUGGAGCAACUGAAAAAGCAUCAGGAAGAGCAACAGAAGCUGCUUCAAGACCAGGCUGCAAACUACAGCUCUGUAGACAGUAUUAUGGUGGAGGAGAAGAAGAAAGGGGAGUCUGACCAAGAGGUGCAGAGUGAUCAAGAUGCACCAAAAGACUGCAAUGGUCGGGUCAUCCCGCGCUUGGUGCUGGAGCGGUCAGCCACAGUGGAUGAGUCAGAUCCAGGGGAGGAGCAUGAGAAGUCUGACCAGAAUCACUUGCAUGUGGGGAACCAAGAUGUAACAGGCAUGCAGAAAAGAGCAGAAAGUGCACUCAGUAUAGUCUCCAACACCUUGGAAGAAUUGGAAGAGGCGCACCAGAAGUGCCCGCCGUGGUGGUACAAGUUUGCCCAUGCAGUCCUCAUAUGGAACUGUUGCCCACUGUGGGUGAAGUUAAAAAAAAUUCUCAAGAUCAUUGUCAUGGACCCCUUUGUUGAUUUGGGGAUCACCAUCUGCAUUGUCCUCAACACUGUCUUCAUGGCCAUGGAACACUAUCCAAUGACCGAGGAAUUCAACCAUGUAUUGUCUGUGGGCAACCUGGUCUUCACUGGGAUAUUCACAGCUGAAAUGGUGCUGAAACUGAUUGCUCUAGAUCCCUAUGAGUACUUCCAGCAGGGAUGGAACAUCUUUGACAGCAUCAUCGUCACCCUCAGCUUGGUUGAGCUUGGCCUUGCCAAUGUCCAGGGUCUAUCUGUGCUCCGUUCCUUCCGUCUGAUGAGGGUUUUCAAGCUUGCCAAAUCCUGGCCAACCCUCAACAUGCUGAUCAAGAUCAUUGGCAACUCGGUGGGUGCUCUGGGCAACCUCACCCUAGUGCUGGCCAUCGUUGUCUUCAUCUUUGCUGUGGUGGGUAUGCAGCUGUUUGGGAAGAGCUACAAGGAGUGCGUCUGCAAGAUUUCCAGUGACUGCGAGUUGCCACGCUGGCACAUGCACGACUUCUUCCAUUCCUUUCUCAUCAUCUUUCGCAUCCUCUGUGGGGAGUGGAUUGAGACUAUGUGGGACUGCAUGGAAGUGGCCGGACAGCCCCUCUGCCUCACUGUCUUCAUGAUGGUUAUGGUCAUCGGGAACCUGGUGGUCCUCAACCUGUUCUUAGCUUUGCUGCUGAGCUCCUUCAGCGCUGAUAGCCUGGCAGGAUCUGAUGAAGACGGCGAGAUGAACAACUUGCAGAUUGCGAUUGGCAGGAUCACACGGGGGAUUGACUAUGUAAAGAAACAUGUCCUCCUCCUACUUCACAGGGAGUUGAAGGCAAAGUCAGAGCCACCAGCUGAGGAUCAGGAGGACAGCAAGAAGGAGAACUUUGUCCUCAACCAUGUAGACACAGGCCAGGACUCCAAAUCAGAAUACAUGGAUGGUAUAGCCAAAAAAGAGGCAUUCAUUGAUGAACUGGACCAUAUGAACUUCAUUAACAACCCCAACCUGACCAUACAUGUCCCGAUAGCUUCUGAGGAGUCUGACCUUUAUGAUGAAACUGAUACCGGUGAAGAGACUGCUGACGACACCAAGAAGCCGCUAUCGGACGGGACAGAGUCAUCCAUAUGCAGCACUGUUGAUUACAAGCCCCCAGACCCUUUGGAGGCGGAAGCAGUGGCUGAGGAGGAGAUGGAGAGUAACGAGCCUGAGGAAUGCUUCACUGAAGCCUGUGUUGGGAGAUGCCCCUGUCUGUAUGUUGAUGUCAAGACAGAAAAGGGAAAGAAGUGGUGGAAUCUUCGGAGGGCGUGCUUCAAGAUUGUGGAACAUAACUGGUUCGAGACCUUCAUCGUCUUCAUGAUCCUCCUUAGCAGUGGGGCCCUGGCUUUUGAAGACAUCUACAUAGGGCGGCGGCAUACAAUCCGCACCAUGUUGGAAUAUGCUGACAAGGUCUUCUCGUAUAUCUUUGUUCUUGAGAUGCUGCUCAAAUGGGUGGCCUAUGGAUUCAAGGUCUACUUCACCAAUGCCUGGUGCUGGCUGGACUUCCUCAUUGUUGAUGUCUCCCUCAUCAGCUUGACAGCAAACUGGAUGGGCUAUUCAGAGCUGGGAGCCAUCAAAUCUCUGAGGACACUCCGAGCAUUGAGACCUCUUCGGGCCUUGUCCAGAUUUGAAGGCAUGAGGGUGAUAGUGAAUGCGCUUCUGGGGGCAAUCCCAUCCAUCAUGAAUGUCCUCUUGGUCUGCCUGAUCUUCUGGCUCAUCUUCAGCAUUAUGGGGGUCAACCUCUUUGCAGGGAAGUAUUACCGCUGCAUCAACACCACCACAGAGGAACGUUUUCCCAUCUCAGUGGUGAACAACAAGAGUGAAUGUAUAGCUCUCCUAUACACCAAUGAAGUCCGCUGGGUCAACGUCAAGGUCAAUUUUGACAACGUGGGCAUGGGCUACCUCUCUCUUCUGCAGGUGGCCACUUUCAAGGGCUGGAUGGACAUCAUGUAUGCAGCCGUCGACUCGCGCAGGGAAGAGGAACAGCCUGAAUAUGAAACGAACCUCUACAUGUAUAUCUAUUUUGUCAUCUUUAUUAUCUUUGGGGCUUUUUUCACUCUCAAUCUUUUUAUUGGUGUCAUCAUUGACAACUUCAACCAACAAAAGAAAAAGUCUGGAGGGAAGGACAUCUUCAUGACAGAAGAACAAAAGAAAUACUACAAUGCCAUGAAGAAGCUAGGCUCAAAAAAGCCUCAGAAGCCCAUUCCAAGGCCACAGAACAAAUAUCAAGGGAUGAUAUUUGACUUUGUGACCCAGCAAGCCUUUGAUAUAGUCAUCAUGAUCCUCAUUUGUCUUAACAUGGUGACGAUGAUGGUGGAAACAGAUGGGCAAAGCCAAACCAAAAUUGACAUCCUCUUCCAAAUCAACCUGAUCUUCAUUGCCAUCUUCACAGCUGAGUGUUUCCUCAAGAUGAUUGCCCUGCGGCACUAUUUCUUCACAAUCGGCUGGAACAUCUUUGAUUUUGUUGUGGUGAUUCUGUCUAUUGCAGGAAGCGUCCUUUCGGACCUCAUUGAGGAAUAUUUUGUGUCACCCACUCUCUUCAGGGUUGUCCGUCUGGCCAGAAUUGGGCGUGUUCUGCGUCUGAUCCGGGGAGCCAAGGGCAUCCGGACACUCCUCUUUGCCUUGAUGAUGUCCUUGCCGGCCCUCUUCAACAUUGGCCUCCUGCUCUUUCUGGUCAUGUUCAUCUAUUCCAUUUUUGGGAUGUCCAACUUUGCUUAUGUGAAAAAGGAAUCUGGUGUUGAUGACAUCUUCAACUUCGAGACUUUCGGCAAUAGCAUCAUCUGCCUUUUCCAGAUCACCACUUCAGCUGGUUGGGAUGGCUUAUUGAACCCCAUCCUGAACAGUGGUCCUCCAGACUGUAAUCCUGAGCUGGAGAACCCUGGCAGUGAAGUGAAGGGUGAUUGUGGUAACCCUUCCAUGGGCAUCUGCUUUUUCUGCAGCUACAUAGUCAUCUCUUUCUUGAUUGUGGUCAACAUGUACAUUGCAAUUAUUCUGGAGAACUUCAAUGUAGCCACAGAAGAGAGUAGUGAGCCACUAUGUGAAGAUGACUUUGAAAUGUUCUAUGAGACAUGGGAGAAAUUUGACCCAGAUGCCACUCAGUUUAUUGAUUACUGCAUACUCUCUGAAUUUGCAGACACCUUGCAAGAACCCUUGCGAAUUGCUAAACCCAACAAGAUCAAGUUGAUCACUUUGGACUUGCCCAUGGUUCCUGGGGAUAAGAUCCAUUGCUUGGACAUCCUCUUUGCACUUACCAAAGAAGUGUUGGGAGAGUCUGGGGAAAUGGAUGCCCUGAAGGAGUCCAUGGAAGAGAAAUUUAUGGCUGCCAAUCCCUCAAAAGUGUCCUAUGAACCCAUUACCACAACACUGAAAAGGAAGCAUGAGGAAGUGUGUGCCAUCAAAAUCCAACGGGCAUUCAGGCGAUACCUAUUAAAGCGAUCAGUAAAGCAGGCCUCAUACAUGUACCGACACAGCCAAGAUGAAGACACACUGAUAGGAGCUCCAGAGAAAGAAGGGCUGAUUGCAGACAAAAUGAGCACAAUGUAUGGGCCUUCGGGCACACAGGAAGAAAUUGAAAUGUCAUCUGGAACAUCCCCACCCCUGGAUCUCGAGCCAGUCACCAGUCCAGAUACUGUGGAUGAUCCCAGUGAAACAAAAGAAGAGGAUCUUGAUCCUGGUGAAACAACGGAAGACAGUUCUGGUGGAACGAAAGAGUGGAAAGCUUCCAAAUAUGGCGCAAAAGAGUCAUUUGUAUAAUGUAGAGCACUUUUGGCCAACAAUGGAUUGCCACUUCACUCUAAAAGACUUGUCUUGCAUCUGUCUCAUAAGGGCUCUUCAUAUUUUACAUCAAAAUGAGCAAAUCAUGUUAUCUGACCAUUCUUGUACCAGAUUUCAGCUACUCAGCUCGACAACUUAACUUUGUAAGAAGAGCCUUCUCUGGAUUCUAAAUAUUCAAAUUCAUCACAAUGUGCAAAGAUUUUUUUUUUCUCUUAAGAGGUAAAUGUGAAUCAUCUUUAUUACUAGUGAAAAGAAAAAGAAUAUUAGAUAAUGUAAUAUGUUCCAGGGCCAGUUCCGAUGUUAAUUCUUCCCUACUAGAGUUUUUAAGAGGUGUUAGAAGAAGAAGUGGGAAGUGAAACAAAUGGCCAGAGAUGCAAGUCUUCAUAAUUUUGUUGCAAUCCAGUUCAAGCUGCACACAUGGAAUUAACAGGCCUGUUUUGAGGAGCUUAACCAUAGCUGUUAUAUCCUCUGCUAAAAAAGAACCUGUACCGAAAGAGCACUGUGGUUUGCAUCAAUUAUACAAAUUUUCCUGUGGCUGCAUUAUUUUACAUAAUUUAUUCUGCUAGUCAUGGGAGGAACAGAGAGCUUCCUAGAGCACUGAAGUCUUGCCUCUGUAUCACCGGAAAUCCUGCUCAACAUACAUGCAUGCACACACAAAACUUCUGAAAUUUCAGCAGACAUUGCCUAUACAUUUUCAAGCCUUAUGGUCGCCACAUAAAGGACUAGAAACUUGCUUGUUUUUUAACUAAAGCUGAGGUCUUAAAGAUGCUGAAUUCUGUGCUCAGAGCCAAAUUCUGUGUUUAUGGGGACAUGAUCAUGGAAAUGCAGCCCUGAGCUUAAUCAUUGGUGACUAUUACACACACUCUGAAAUGCUGAAAUAUUGUGAAAAUGUAUGUCCUCAGCCUCUUUCUUUCUGCUUUUUCAUAUGUGCCUUAAAGAUACUGGCAGUGAAAAUUGCUGUCUGUACUGGUUCUCAGACAUUAGCGACUGGAUAGUCCUUGCUAGCUCGAAUGGAUAGUCUCUGCUGAGCAAAAAGGCAUCUUUUAAAGUGGUGAUUCUCUUAUAUGUAGCAGGGGGAGAGCACCUUUCCCUAUCCAACCCCAGCUCAGUAUCCCUCCAGUGGUUGUUGCUGGUGUUUACCUUAUGUUUCUUUUCAGAUUGUGAGCCCUUUGGGGACAGGGAACCAUCUUAUUUAUUGUUUGUUUUUCUGUGUAAACCGCCUUGAGAACCUUUUCUGAAAAGUGAUAUAUAAAUAUUUGUAAUAGUAGCAGUAGUACAUGUGUGGGUAUGUGUGUGUAUCAUGAUAACUGACUGGUGCACUUUUGGCUUAGGAUUUUUCCCAGCAUGCAAAGGUGAGGUGAGCUGAAAAGGGAAAUAUGGAAAUUGAAAUAAUGGGACACUUUUUUUGUAAACCAGAUCCACAAUGUCUUAAAAACUGGAUUCUGCUAUUCCCCUUGGGGUUUUUGAAAGGGUUUUGGAGAUUGUUGUUAGAAAUGGUUUAAAGUGCAAUGAAGUCUUAACAAUGUACACUAUAAAAGUUGCUUAAAAUAGUGGGGGGAAGCAAAAUGUGCUGAUCUGUUCUCAGGGUUUACUGUCAGCAUUGAAGCUUUUCUCAACACCCCAGAACACCUAGGAAUGUAUGUAUGCAUUUUCUGUAUUGCUAUGUUGCUGUUUUUCUCUUUAAAGCACAGCUGCACAGCUCUAAUUUAGAAUAACAGGUGUGCUGUAUGCUGAUCACUACAGUCCAGAAAUGCGAGGUAUUUUUCCUCUCCCACUGUAGGUCCCCCACCUUCAUAUGCUGAUCAGGGACUGGCAUAACAGCCUGGAGUCCACAUGGUUGGUUCCCAUCCACAGUGAGAAGGGUGUGUGUGUGUGUGUCUCAGGGAAAGAGGUAUUUGCCUCUGUCCCGGAACAUUUCCCAUGGUGGCAUGGUAUACUGCAGAACCUGAGAGGUGGAAGCCUGCCAUCUGGAUAUAUUCCAAUAGGAAUGUUUCCAGUUGAAGGGAAUGGGAUAUGCACAAAAGCAAAGUAUGCUUGUGAAACUCCCAUUCAUUUCAGUUACACUUGUGAAGGGAGAUGUUCUCAUCAACUUGUGCCUUCAGUCAUCCUGGAGCCAGAUUUUUUAAAAACCAUGUACCCACAUGGGAUGUUAAACAAGACAGGGGCAGAUAUUUCCCUAUCCCCUACCCGUCCCCCACCCCAUCAAAUUUUAAUAAGAUGCCUUCAGAAGGGGGAAGCAGAACAGGAAAUCACUGUUGGAUAUGGAGGCCAUCUCUUAGGUCAUUUGAGAAGCAAAGUUGGGGGAAAACCUAGCUUACCCUAUGACAAAAACAAAAAAAACCCAGCCUGCAUCAAUUCUUGUUUAUACGUAUAUUUGUAUACACCCCAAAUCUAGUGCACAAGCAUAUGGACACUUUAUAGGAUUUCCCUCUGUAAUUAUCCAUGUACUACCCCUUUGAUGAAUGUGGCCUCCUCACCCACACACCCCACACACAGCUGGUUUGUGUACACUCUACUGGAGAUUUAUCUUUUCAAAAACGGUUUCUGCACACACCCUGCAUUCUCUGGCUCAAGGUGCCUGUCCUUUGUCUUCUCUCUUGGUUCAUCCUUGGGCAGAUCCCAGGCUCUGAAACUAGGAAAAGGGUAGAAGGGACUAAACCACGAUGAGCUAUGCUUCAAGUCUUAAUUUUCCCAAAUCCUCAAACCCAACAAUAUCCAUGAUCUGGAAAAGGCUUCAAAAACACUCAUAUGGGAAGACUACCAGUUUGGAUUUUUGCAAACAAAUUCCAGAUAAGCAAACGCACUUGAAAAUGUCUGCACCCCAAAGGUGGGCUUGCCUUAUUCUGUUUUCUCGUUUCUUUAGGGAAAAGAGCAAGGGCUGUUAAUGGGAUACUUGCCUCAUUGUUCCAGUUCAGUUCAACUAUCUGGCAGUUAAAGGCAUUUUCUGACAAACCAAAGAGCCCCCACCCCACCCCAUCUGAGAGCACCUUAUUCUGGAUGGUACACUGCAGAACCUGAGUGUUUUGCUGGGAUGUUAGCCAGCUCUUUAUCUUGGGGGAUGCUUCUCUUCUCAACUGGCAAAGGCCGGGUUUUCUGGUUGUCGAUUGGAACACCUUGAUUUUACCAUCUCCUGGGGCAGGUGGCCAUCCAGCAAAUGUGUUACUUGAGAUAGGGUUUCCAAUUGUGUUUACAUGUGAAGAGCUGUGGAAAUAGAACUCCACUUCAAAUAGAUUCUGUUGCAUAAUCUAGUGCAAUGUUUUCUUUGUACAUUUCUUAAAAUAAACUCUGUCAAUGAACAAUUGUUCUAUUCAGAACUACAUGCUUGCUUUGCUACUAGUGUUCUUUUCACUACCUCUGCCUGCUGCCUCUUAGUGUUUCGUUUACCAGAACAGAAGUGCUGGGGUUUAAAUCUGCCCUAAAGACAUGCCCCUGCCCCUCUGAUAUGAAAUUUCUUUCCCCCUAAAUAUGGAUCCCCAAGUAUGGCCUGAGAGCACAUGAUGUAGUCCCCUUGCUGAAACUAAGCCUUUAUCGGGAAAGAUAAAAGUAAAUGUACCCUUCUUUAUUAAUUUGCAUGUUCUGGUCAGAAUCCUGUAACUGAAAAUAAAUUGUAGGGCUCUGCCCUGGCUCA